AUGUGUUUAUUUGGAAAUUUCUUUUGGUUUCUUUUAAGUACAAAUAUUUAUAAUCAUUUUGUUCCUGUAUCUUGUUGCUCAACUAAAACUGAUGGUUCAACUGGAUUCCCCUUACAAAUUUAUCGUAAUAAGAAACGUUGUCAAAAUUGGCAAUAUGGUCCACCAACAUUUCAAAACGGUUCACAUAAUGAUGCAGUAUAUUAUCGAGUAAAUUGA
Schistosoma turkestanicum is the source of this 216-nucleotide messenger RNA. The record is from the annotation of a GenBank genome assembly. Lineage: Eukaryota; Metazoa; Platyhelminthes; Trematoda; Strigeidida; Schistosomatidae.